CGGAGUAUCUCGGUCACAUCCGGGCUUUCAGCGGAUUCGUGAUAGCGCCGGAAGUAGACUGAGGAAGUGUUUUGCUGCAGGUGGGAGGAGUAAACAGGAACCUGCUGGCCGGGCAGAGUCUGGACCUGAGAAAAUGACUGCAAUCAAGCAUGCCUUACAGAGGGAUAUUUUCACUCCAAAUGAUGAACGUUUACUGAGCAUUGUAAAUGUUUGCAAAGCAGGGAAAAAGAAAAGGAACUGCUUUUUGUGUGCUACAGUGACAACUGAACGCCCAGUACAGGUGAAUGUGGUAAAGGUGAAAAAAUCUGAUAAGGGAGAUUUCUACAAGAGGCAAACGGCAUGGGCACUCCGAGAUCUUGCUGUCGUUGAUGCCAAGGAUGCUAUCAAAGAAAAUCCUGAAUUUGAUCUACAUUUUGAAAAGGUAUACAAAUGGGUUGCCAGCAGUACAGCAGAAAAGAACACUUUCAUUUCAUGUAUUUGGAAACUGAAUCAGCGGUAUCUUAGAAAAAAGAUUGACUUCAUAAAUGUUAGUUCUCAGCUUUUGGAAGAACUACCUAAAGUUGCAGAAGAAUCCGUUCCAAGUGGAGAAAAUCAGAAUGUGGCAGGAGGAGAUGAAGAAGUAGUGGAUGAAUAUCAAGAAUUAAAUGCAAGAGAGGAACAAGACAUUGAGAUAAUGAUGGAAGGCUGUGAAUAUGCCAUCUCUAAUGCAGAAGCCUUUGCAGAUAAGUUAUCCAGAGAGCUUCAAGUGUUAGAUGGGGCAAACAUCCAGUCAAUCAUGGCUUCUGAGAAACAAGUGAACAUCCUCAUGAAAUUGCUAGAUGAGGCUCUGAAAGAGGUGGAUCAAAUUGAACUGAAGCUAAGCAGUUAUGAGGAAAUGCUGCAGAGUGUAAAAGAACAAAUGGACCAGAUCUCAGAAAGCAACCAUCUUAUUCAUCUUAGUAACACUAACAACCUCAAAUUGCUGUCAGAGAUAGAGUUUAUUGUUAACCAUAUGGAUUUGGCAAAAGGUCACAUCAAGGCCCUCCAGGAAGGAGACCUCUCAUCCUCCCGGGGCAUUGAGGCCUGCACUAAUGCAGCGGAUGCUCUCUUACAAUGUAUGAAUGUAGCUCUUCAGCCAGGGCAUGAGAAGCUUCAUGCUGUCAAGCAACAGCAGCAGCGAUUUAGUGAUCUGCGUGAGCAGUUUGCUCGGAGACUGGCCAGUCAUUUGAACAAUGUAUUCGUUCAGCAGUUUACUGAGACCCUUCUCCAGCUCUAUAACAGGUCCUACUAUCUUUCAGUUCCUGGCCAUGACCAAAGUUCGACUCUUGCUCAGCACUCUGUCGAGUUGACGCUACCAAACCACCAUCCCUUUCACAGAGAUUUGCUUCGAUAUGCCAAACUUAUGGAGUGGUUAAAGAACACAGACUAUGGAAAGUAUGAUGGGUUAACAAAGAACUAUAUGGAUUAUUUAUCACGGCUGUAUGAAAGGGAAAUAAAGGAUUUCUUUGAAGUUGCCAAAAUUAAAAUGACAGGUGCAACCAAGGAAGGAAAGAAAUUUGCUACACUGCCUCGAAAAGAAAGUGCUGUCAAACAGGAAACUGAGAGCUUGUGGCAACAAUCGUCAUACUGCAUGGCUGGAGGCUACAGUGACCAGCUUUUCACGAAACUGGAAGCGCUACAGGAUGAAUCUCUAAAGUGUCAUGCUGCAGGUCUUCAUGGAAGCUCUGGAAAGCUGACGGGUUCAACUUCGAGCCUAAACAAAAUCUCAGUUCAGAGUUCAGGAAACCGCAGGUCUCAGUCAUCUUCUUUGCUUGAUAUGGGGAACAUGUCUGCAUCUGAUCUGGAUGUGGCUGAUAGAACUAAGUUUGAUAAGAUUUUUGAACAAGUCCUAAGUGAAAUGGAGCCUCUCUGUCUGGCAGAACAAGACUUCAUUAGUAAAUUCUUUAAACUUCAACAGCAUCUGAGCAUUCCUGGAACAGCAGUGGGGGAGGCAGAGGAGACUGAUGGGGGAGUUUCAUCAAGGAUGCACAGUACUGGUGGUCCACAAUCAGUAUCUUCAGAGAAUCACAUGAUCCGGCAAAUGAUGACAAAAAUAUUUCGCUGUGUUGAGCCAGAACUGAAUAACCUUAUUGCUCUGGGGGACAAGAUUGAUAGCUUUAAUUCCCUUUAUAUGCUAGUGAAAAUGAGUCACCAUGUAUGGACAGCACAAAACGUAGAUCCAACUUCCUUCCUCAGUACAACACUUGGAAAUGUUUUAGUGACAGUCAAAAGGAAUUUUGACAAAUGCAUUAGUAACCAAAUAAAACAGAUGGAAGAUGUAAAGAUAUCCAAAAAGAGUAAAGUUGGAAUUCUUCCUUUUGUUGCUGAAUUUGAAGAGUUUGCAGCACUUGCUGAAUCUAUUUUCAAAAAUGCUGAACGCAGAGGAGAUCUAGACAAAGCCUACCUGAAACUCAUUAGAGGUGUUUUCAAUAAUGUGGAGAAAGUUGCAAAUGAAAGCCAAAAGACACCCCGUGAUGUGGUAAUGAUGGAGAACUUUCACCAUAUCUUUGCAACAUUAUCUCGUUUAAAAAUCUCAUGUCUGGAGACUGAGAAAAAGGAAGCUAAACAGAAAUACACAGAUCAUCUGCAGUCAUAUGUCAUCUACUCUUUGGGACAGCCACUUGAGAAACUAAAUCACUUCUUUGAGGGCAUUGAAGCUCGUGUGGCACAAGGUGUGAGAGAAGAAGAAGUGAGCUACCAGUUGGCAUUCAAUAAACAAGAGCUAAGAAAAGUCAUAAAAGAGUAUCCUGGCAAGGAAGUGAAAAAGGGAUUGGACAAUCUCUACAAGAAGGUGGAUAAACAUCUGUGUGAAGAGGAAAACCUCCUUCAGGUGGUAUGGCAUUCUAUGCAAGAUGAGUUCAUACGCCAGUACAAGCACUUUGAAGGCUUAAUAGCACGUUGCUAUCCUGGAUCUGGAAUUACCAUGGAAUUCACUAUCCAGGACAUUUUAGACUACUUCUCCAGCAUUGCACAGUCUCACUAAUAUCUGCCAAGGAAGCAAGAUAAGCUACCACGUUUGCAGGGGAAAAUCUUUGACACUGGAAACUUCUUAUUUGGAGAGAAGGAAUUAUAAAGUUAUACAUAACUACUAUCAUGUGCAUAAACAGAGGUCCUAAGGAGAAAUGCUGCUUGCUUAAAAACAGUGUUGAAGCAUACAUUUUCUCAUGUAUUAAUCCUGCUACUUUUAUUUUGCAUUUUGAUAUAUUAGCUCUGUAUAUUUCUAAUACAUUUAAACUCCAUCUGCUUUCUUCAGUCUCCUGUAGUUCCUAGAAAUUAUGUAAGUUUUGAAAUUAUUGUAAAGGGCUUUCCCCCCAUGCAUUGAAGUGUGCUAAUAUAUGGAUCGAUGAGUGAUCCAAGUUCAUGUUCUUGAAAAUCAAUGUACAUGACUGUGGUUGUAAUACUUCUGAUCUUAAGUAAAAAUGAUGCUUACAAUGGA
Molecule: messenger RNA, 3454 nt
Organism: Hemicordylus capensis (graceful crag lizard)
Lineage: Eukaryota; Metazoa; Chordata; Lepidosauria; Squamata; Cordylidae
Gene: EXOC1
Product: exocyst complex component 1
Exons: 22
Coding region: 134-3001 (955 amino acids)
Biological process (GO): exocytosis; Golgi to plasma membrane transport
Cellular component (GO): exocyst; plasma membrane
Molecular function (GO): phosphatidylinositol-4,5-bisphosphate binding
Source: RefSeq, a predicted model, not a curated record